Messenger RNA from Brassica rapa (field mustard), 3311 nucleotides. Its product is annotated as U-box domain-containing protein 17. Gene Ontology annotation, biological process: protein ubiquitination. Gene Ontology annotation, molecular function: protein binding; ubiquitin-protein transferase activity. NCBI's taxonomy places the organism in Eukaryota, Viridiplantae, Streptophyta, Magnoliopsida, Brassicales, Brassicaceae. The record is from RefSeq and is a predicted model, not a curated record.
CUACUCUUUCAUAGGAUCUAACUAACCUCCUUACAGUAAAGACAGAAAGUCUUCCAACGAGAAUUUGAGCUUUGCCAAACGCGUUUUAAACCCCUUCUUAUUAAGUUUUUUCUCCCUCUAACUAAUUUCUUGUCUGAAAUUUUUGGUGACUAGUGAUUACACAUAUACCAUACAUAUAUAUCUCUGUUUAUGUGGAUCAUUUUAUUUGACUUGAAAACUACUUAAACAGAAAGCUAUACAAGGGUGGAGCACUAAGGCAAAAAGUUAAAAAGACACAGGAACUGUUGCUUCUUACUUUGGUUUUAGUUGCACUGAUCCAAAUUAGAGUACCCUUGUUUCUUAAGUUAACACAAAAUGGUAAAUAGUAAUACACUCAACAGUUAGAAAUCAAAUAAACAAUAAUCGGUUAAUCAUGUUUAUAGCCACCCAAGCAGUUGAGUACUAAUGGUUUUUGACACCAAUCAGAUAACAACACUCACUCGAUUGCUUAAAGUCUCAACAACCAGCAAAUACAGAGGAUGGUCAUUUAGAUCCGUAUGGUACACAACGUUACAUGCUUACACUUUGACUUCCAUUCCACCAUUCAUGGUCUCCAUACUCUAUUGUAGAGAGAAGAUCUAGGGAACUUUCCUUUUUUUUUAACGGACUAUCAUACAUGCUAAAUCAUUUUCUUAAUAUAUAUUUUACUAUUACAAAGAUGAAUCACUCGUCAGUAAAAAAAUCUUUAUAAAUAGCUAAAGUUACAAUCACUCUUGUCAUUGAUGUUCUACCCAAACACAUGUCAUACACACACACAUCUUAACGUACUUUGAUUUGCUUUGAUCUUGGACAUAAAAAUAAAGACUCAGACAAGCUACUGUCUUUUGUUUCAUUUCGUUGUCACAUGGCCACUGAUUCAGCAAUGUUCGCAUCCUCACGUCGGAGGCAAUCUCCGUCGCUUGAGGCGUUUCUAUCACCCGUUAAUCUCUCCGACGUCCCUCUCCUCCAAACACUAUCUUCCAUCUCAUCAGAGAUCCUCUCCUGCUUCAGCAACGCACGUUUCUCCUUCCAACGUAGAAACACCCGUUCCCUGAUACGUAAAGUCCAAGUCUUCGCCGUCUUGCUCCAACACCUCGCACCCGAGUCAAGCUUGGAUCCCACGGCGGUGCUCUGCUUCAAGGAGCUCUAUCUCCUCCUCCACCACUCCAAGUUCCUCCUCCGCUACUGCGCUCACUCCUCCAAGCUAUGGCUCUUGCUUCAAAGCCCCUCGCUCUCGAGCUUCUUCCAUGAUCUGAGUAAAGACUAUUCCACCCUCUUAGAUGUCCUCCUCCCUGCUGAGAGUCUCUGCCUAAACGACGACGUUAGAGAGCAAGUCCAGCUCUUGCACAUGCAGCACUACGUUGACGAUAACAGCGACGAGACGCUGCGUAACAAACUCUAUUCGUUUCUAGACGAGUUCGAGAACGGGAGUGUACCAAACUCUGAAGAGCUACGCUUCUUCUUCUUUGAGAAACUCGCUAUUAAAGAUCCAACAAGUUACAGAGAAGAGAUCGAGUUUCUUGAAGAGCAGAUCAAAAGCCACGGGUGUGACUUAGACCCUACGAGGUCAGUGAUCAACGGGUUUAUAGAUAUCACACGGUACGUUAUGUUUCUCUUAUUCAAGAUUGAAGAUGGUAACGAGAUUAAGAAACAAAGGAAACGUUUGAUCUCUGAGGAGAUUGAGAACACGUUUACAACAACGCUUCCAAAGGAUUUCAUCUGCUCCAUCUCUCUCAACCUCAUGAACGAUCCUGUGAUCAUCUCCACGGGACAGACUUACGACCGAAGCUCCAUCGCUAGGUGGAUUCAUCAAGAAGGUCGCUCUACUUGUCCCAAAACAGGACAGAAGCUCGUGGACUUGAGUUUCGUUCCCAACCUAGCUUUGAGACACUUGACAACGCUUUGGUGCCAAGUCACUGGUCUGUCUCAUGACUCGCCUAAAGAGUCUCUCCCUAAGGUGUUUCAAACAAGAGCUUCCACGGAAGCAAACAAAGCAACGUUAUCGAUUCUUGUACAGAACCUAGCACACGGCUCAGAGUUGGCUGCAGGAGAGAUCCGUGUUCUCACUAGAACAGUAACGGAAACACGUACGUUGAUCGUGGAAGCAGGUGCGAUCCCGUAUCUGCUUAGGCUUCUCAAAUCUGAAAACGCAACAGCGCAAGAGAACGCAGUUGCAUCGAUCUUUAACUUGUCUAUAGACGAAGCAAACAGGAGUCUGAUCAUGAAAGAACACGACUGUCUCGAGCCGAUAAUGAGCGUUCUCGUCUCUGGUCUUACGAUGAGAGCCAAGGAGAUUGCAGCAGCUACGUUGUACACUCUUUCAAGUGUACAUGAUUACAAGAAAGCGAUAGCUAACGCUGAUGGAUGCAUCGAGGCGCUUGCACUGGUGCUGCGAAACGGAACCGUGAGAGGGAAGAAAGAUGCUGUCUACGCUUUGCAUAGCUUAUGGCUGCAUCCGGAUAACUGCAGCUUGAUGGUAAAAAGGGGAGGAGUGUCUGCUCUCGUUGGAGCUUUGGGGGAAGAGGCUGUGGCGGAGAAAGUUGCGUGGGUGUUGGGUGUGAUGGCUACUGAGUCUUUAGGAGCUGAGAGUAUAGGGAGAGAGGAAACGGUUGUGACGGGGCUCAUGGAACUAAUGAGAUGUGGAAGACCUAGAGGCAAAGAAAAAGCUAUUGCGACUCUGUUACAACUCUGCACAGCAGGUGGAGCGGUUGUGACGGAGAAGGUUGUGAAAACACCCGCUCUUGCGGUCUUGACGCGUAAGCUUUUGCUAACGGGUACAGACCGAGCUAAGAGGAAAGCGGUUUCACUCUCUAAGGUAUGUAAGGGGUGCGACCAGAAAACACAGAGAUAGACGGUCUUGUAAUAGAGAAGGGAGUUAUAGAACCGAUCUUGUGAUCUCUAUAUCUAUGCAUGUCUUAAAAAAGUGUGUUAAGGGAGACAGCAGAAUAAACCUUUAUAUAUGUUAUUGUAUGAUUAUGAGCUGUUAACAUCUCUCUCUGCACUAUGAGCGUUUACCCAAUCAGAACUGAAUCCAUUAAAAGUUGAAACUGUUAAAAUAGAAAAGAUAUUAUACAAGGUGGAGCACAGAAGCAAAGCUACAACAGUCAUGGGAACUUUUUUGUUUUUUUUCUUUGGUUUUUAGUUGCAUUGAUCAAGAUUAGAGUUUGCUUGUUCCCUAAGUUAACAAAAGAUGAUAAAUACACUCACAGAGACAUAGUGGAGAUCCGUUUUUUUUUUUCCUCUCUCCCUACCCAACAACUUAAAUAACCGAUAACCUGUAUAACCGGUUAUCA